This is a messenger RNA of Fukomys damarensis (Damara mole-rat), 2240 nucleotides long. It is a transcript of the gene Cptp, whose product is annotated as ceramide-1-phosphate transfer protein. The transcript has 4 exons. Lineage: Eukaryota; Metazoa; Chordata; Mammalia; Rodentia; Bathyergidae. The record is from RefSeq and is a predicted model, not a curated record. Gene Ontology annotation, cellular component: membrane; cytosol; cytoplasm. The coding region runs from base 420 to 1064 and encodes 214 amino acids. Gene Ontology annotation, biological process: ceramide transport; intermembrane lipid transfer. Gene Ontology annotation, molecular function: ceramide 1-phosphate transfer activity; ceramide 1-phosphate binding.
GGGGCCAGACCCGGGCGGUGGCAGACUUCUAGCGGGCGGCUGGUAGGUUGCUGCAGACGCGUAACUAGCAGGGUAGAUCGCUAGCCAGGCGUUCUGAGCUCUGAGCUGCGGCCGCCCCUUCCCUUCCGCCCAACUCCGCUGCGCCCGGCGCCCCAGGCCAGACAACGACCGGGUGUGCCCGGCCCAGAAUAUUCCAUGCAGGUAGGAGGCCUGUGGCAGCCUCCUGAGCAUGGUGCCUUUGACCUAGCCACCCUGUGUGCGAUGUGUACGCUGAAGAUUGGUGCCUUUCCGUCCAGCAAAUCCACCCACCACCUCUGCUCUGGCUCCAGAGAUGGGCAGGAAAUGAGCCCUGGAGUGAGCUGACCAGUAAAACAGCCCAGAAGUUCUGCAUAAAAUUGUGUUUCAGUUCAUGUUGGAAAAUGGAUGGUUCAGAGGCAGAUUUCAACCUGAAAGUCGUCCUGGUCAGUUUUAAGCAGUGUCUCAACGAGAAGGAGGAGGUUCUGCUGGACCACUACAUCACCAGCUGGAAGGGGCUGGUCAGGUUUCUGAACAGCCUGGGCACGGUCUUCUCAUUCAUUUCCAAGGAUGUAGUCUCAAAGCUGCACAUCAUGGAGCGACUGAGGAGCAGCCCUCAGUGUGAGCACUACAUGAGCCUGCAGUCCAUGGUGGCCUAUGAGAUGGGAAAUGGGCUGGUAGACCUGGAUCGCCGCUCCCGCCACCCUGACUCAGGCUGCCGAACCACACUGCGACUACACCGGGCUCUACACUGGCUGCAGCUGUUCCUGGAAGGCUUGCACACCAGCCCUGAAGAUGCACAAACCUCCACACUCUGUGCCAACUCCUACCAUGCCUCACUGGCUGCUUACCACCCGUGGAUUGUGCGCCAAGCUGUCACAGUGGCCUUCUGUGCCCUGCCCUCACGCAAGGCCCUUCUCGAAGCCAUGAACAUGGGGUCCCCUGAGGAGGCUGUGGAGAUGCUAAGCGAGGCCCUGCCCUUCAUCAAGCAAGUGUACGACAUCUCCCAGAGGCUCUAUGCGGAGCACUCCUUGCUGAACCUGCCCUAGCGGCCAGCACCCAGGGUUGAUGGCUCCCUACACUGCAGGGUUGGGCAGGCCAAGGCCUGCACUCUACACACAGCUUUUUGGGUGCCACUGUCACUCCUGUGAGCUGAGCUUGCUGAAAGCUGUGGACAAACAGGAAAUGCAGGCUUAUGCCCCUCUGAGCCAUAGCCAACCCCUCAGCCUCAGUUACACACGCUCAGUUCAGGCCACUCUGAGGUACAGACAAUAGAUCAGGCAGGACACUUCCUUGUGAGUACAGCAGCUAGAGGGCUCAUCCCAUCUGUGUGUGUGAAAUGUAUACGGUCACAGGUGCCUUGGGCACAGAGGCUCUGUCUUCCUCUAGCUGAGUGUUUAGUUUCCCAUGCCUGUCACAGGGCCAGGACACAAAGGACACAGUGUCUAUACCAGGCAGACAGCCUCAGUCCCCCCCAUACCCUGGCUGGAGCCUAGGUGUAGGUCUGAACAUGGUGGGCUUUCUUCUUGCCCUUCACCUCCUCACUGACCUCAUGCAGAGCAAGCUAGCAGCUUUCUGUCCAAGGCCCCUAGAAAGUCCUGGGAAGGCCUCCAGAGCCCCUGCAGGCAUCAGCUCCUAAAGGGCUUGUUACAAGGCACUUCCACUUAGCCUGAGGUCCUGGCAGCCCAACACCACUUGAUGGAGACAGGCCUCCUCCUCCACAGCUGCACCCCACAAGAUGCCAUAUUUCUUCCCCUGCGCUGCUGCCCCAUCCCCGUGUGGUCAGGACAUCCUGAUGGUGCAUGGUAUGGGAAAGGGGCCAGCCCUUGCUACCCAACAGCCAGCACCCAGCCGGUGGGGACCUGGCCUCUCCAACUGGACCAGGACAGUGUCUACAGGGAAGCAGAUGCAUCAGUGCUUGCAAGACUUGCCUGGUCCCUAAUGUAUGUGGUAAUUCUCAGCAUAAUAAAAUUACACUUAUGGGACUGGGUGUGGCAUUCCAGGGUGGGUCCUGGGGUCCACCAGGUCCCUGAUGACUUGGAAGACUCAGCAAAGGACCCCAAGCACAGAGCUAAAGCAUGCACUCCCUGACCCCAAGGGCUCACAGGGCAGUGUCAGUCAUGGCGACACAAGACCAGCCCAGGACAGCAGGCAGGGUCAGGAGGAGGUGCUGUUUUAUUCCCAUUCCUGGAGGUCAUUAGCUUAGUCAUGCACCCCCUACUUUU